CACAUUUAGAGAGGCUUUAGUAUCAACCCACUCCACGGGAAGGCAGGAGAUGCUUGGAGACAAGUAGGUCAUGGGACACAGAUUGUCCCGAAUCAGCAGGAAAAGAUGGAUCUGGAGCAGGCGGGCACAUUUCUGUGAACAGACGGGCAGGAGGAGAUCUGCUGUCUCACCAUUGCCAAAUUCCAUGGGAAGACAGAACCGACGCCAGUUUGCUCCUGAACAGAGCCCUGGUCAAGCCCUCCAUUCUGGAGCACCCAAGCCCAGGGAUGCAAAGGCUGGGAGCCCUGCCAGAAUGGGAAUCUGGGUGGCAGAAGCAGAGCUAUUCAUGCCUUUAUACAGUGACAGGGCUGAGCCUGCCAUGGGGUCAGGGCUCCAUGCUGCCUGGGGGCUGCUCCUGCACCCCAAUCCCACAGCAACACUCGGGAGGCCACCUGUGACGGAUGAGGUGGAGGGACACAUCCUGCCACCAUCGUUGCUGGCACUGUGCUGCCCCAGAAUCCCACUGCCACUGCUGGAUGGGAGCCGGGAGGUGACCCCAGGCCUUUGAAGGGCCGCAGGACAGCCCAAAAACCUUCCCCAGCCUGAUCCUGAGGGGCUGAGCGUGAGGCUGAGGGCCACUCCAUCCCCAAGGUGCUGGCACUGAGGGAAGGGAAGGAGACAGAGACAGCCAGGAUUUAUGCUGCCAGCACAGGAGCAAAGAGAGGAGGGAGACAGCCAAGGUCAGAGAGAGCACUGCCAAAAUUCACAAUGAAACUGCAGGAGUGCUGGAGGGGAGAGACAGAGGGCUUGGAAAGAAAGGGAAAGGGCGGGGGAGUCUGGGACAUGGAGCAGGGUGAGGGAGCCAGACGGGGCUGCCAGGGAUGCGCACAUGUCACUGCUCAGAAGAAAUUAUUAACGUGGAUAAGAGGGACAGCAAAUGGGAGCCUCAGGCAGGCAGAGGAGGACAGCAGGAGCAGGAAUGUGAUGAAGCUGGAUGGGCUGUAUACCUGGCUCUGUCCCCCAGCACAGCCCUGUGCAGCACAGCCCAAUUUUGGGGUGUGCACAGCUGUCUGGUGCCCCCUGGCAGUGCUGACCCUGAUCCAGCCCCAGCACUGAGGUGAAGCUUCUUUCCUGCCUCCUUAGCAUUCAGAGCAUCCCAUGGCAGAGCGAGCGCCCGCAGCCAGCAUGGCUCAAGGUGACUCGGAGGUCAGGGAAGAAGCAGCUGGGCAAUUCAGGAGCUGGCUCCACACCAUCAAGAGAUCCAGCAGUUUGGGAGGACCAGCGGUGCCUGGCACAUCACAGCCUCUCCGCCUGUCACUGCUGGUCCCUGUGUGACACAGACACAGCACCCCAGUGCUCCCCACAGGGCAGGGGGGUUCUGAUUCUGCAAAUUGCUCCUAGGAGCUGUUGUCACUGCCCAGGCAGGCAGGGCUGGACAUCAGCCUCAGCACUGGGGAGGUCUGGAGCAGCACAGUGGGCACCAGAGAGGGCAAUUUCCCUCUCAUAGGGUGUGGAACACCCAAGCAGGUUUGGUGCCUUGGCAGGGGCAGUGGACAUCUGCUUUGGGGCUCAUGGGAGGUUCCUCCAAGUCCCCGUUGUGGAUACACCAUUCCAAGGGUGGUUUAUAGCAAAAAAUCCCUUCCUCAAACAUCUGAGCCCCAGCCCAGUGUUCCCACUCUGCCCAAAGGCAGAUGGAAGGACAGAGCCCUGCUUCCCACUAUGACCAACUGCAGAGCCACACUGGGAAGAGGCUCAGCACUUUCUUGGUGAUAAUUAAGAUCUCGUUAUCUUCAGAUAACACCAGGGAGACAGGGAAAACCACAGGUGCCUUGUGAUAUGGCAACAGCUGAUGCACUGGGCUGUGCCUGGGAGCAGCGGGAGCCUUGCUGUGCUCUGCCUGAAUAUAAAGCAUGGAAAGCACGAAGCAGAGGGUUGCAAACUAAUUUUUCCCUGUCUGACGACACUUAAGUGUGCAAACAUACUGCCUUCUGCUCUCGGUGGUGGCUGGGGCUGGUGCAGGUGGGUGGCUGCAAACCUUUCCCCUUCUCCCUCUGCACAGAGGUCCUGUCUGAAGAUCUGGGUUUUUGGGGAAUUUUUGUGUUUGUUGGUUUUGUUUGGGGUUUUUUUUCUCUUUUUUUCCUCUUUUCUUUUUCUUCUGCAAAUUUCCUUCACAAGGGAGUUUUAUCAGACGUGCCUGGAGCCACAGAGGAGCUGCUCACCUGGAGAGAAAGAGAUGGAUGGGGUGGUGCCUGCAAGCCGGCUCUUAAAAUGUCAAGGGUGAAAGGGGUUGGGAGAAGAGGAGGGGAAGUACAAGGAGAGGAGGAGAAGGAGGCAAGAUGAGGAGAGGAAGGAGAAGGACGAGAGUGAGACUGUUCUCCUCUCUUAGGAACCUGAAAUGUGGGGCGCAGCACCGUGCUCCCGGGGAUGUGUGGGCGCCCCCAGGGAUGUGUGUGUGCUCCCGGUGAGCCCCAGGAAGGAAUGGGGAGUAGUUUCCAGCGGCAGGGCCCUGCCGGAGGCUCCAGAGCUGUGCAGGGCCGCAGCGAGGGGACACAAGCCCUGCAGGACCGCGGCCGGGGCUGCCGCGAACCGGCGGCUCCGAGGACGGUACCGGGACCGCCCUGCGGCGCCUUCCCGCCCUUGGCUGAGCCGCGGCCUGAGGAGGGCCCGCCCGCCCCGCCGAGCCCCCGCGCCCCCUCAGCGCCCGCUAAUCCCCGCAGUGCCGAGCUGGGCUCCUUCAGAGCUCGGCUGGGCCCCUCCAUCCCUCAGGAUCCCGCUAAAUCCAACACCACCACCACCACCCCCAGCCCGGCGUUGUCCGGGCACCCUGUCCCCUCAGAUCCCACUAAAUCUCCUCAUCCCCUCAGCGCCCGUCUGGGUCACUAAAUCCUCCCCCUCCCGUCCCCUCAAGGUCCUGCCAAAUCUCCCCCUCACCGUCCCCCUCCUCUCAGGGUCUCAGUAAAUCCUUUCAUUCCCUCAGUGUUCUCAGGGUUCCCCCAUCCCCUUGGCACCCAGCUGGGUGUCCCCAUCCCCUCAGGAUUCUACUAAAUCUCCCCGUCCCCUCCUGAUCCCACUAAAUUCAUCCAUCCCCUCAAUACCCACCUGGGUACCACAUCCCCUCAGAUCCCAGUAAAUCCUCCCAUUCCCUCAAUACCUACCUGGGUUUCCCCUGCCCCCAAUCCAGUCAGAUCCCAUAAAUCCCCUCCUCCCCAUAGCACCCAACUGGGUCCCCCAUUUCCUCAGAUCCCAUUAAACCCCUAGUCCCACUUGGUGCCCCAGGACCCAUUUCCCAUUGGAAGGGGGAAUUUCCCAAGGGGAAUUUCAGCAGGGCUGCCCUGCAACCCUUGGCCAGGCACCAUGUUCUACGUCCAUUUGCUCAUCAACAAGCGGGGGCCGCUGGCCAAAAUCUGGCUGGCUGCCCACUGGGAGAAGAAGCUCACCAAGGCACAUAUCUUUGAGUGCAAUUUAGAGGACACCGUGCAAAAGAUCAUCUCCCCAAAGUUUGCUAUAGCUCUGCGAACCUCUGGACACUUACUCCUGGGAGUGGUGCGGAUUUACCACAGGAAAGCCAAGUACCUCCUGGCAGACUGCAGCGAAGCUCUGACCAAGAUGAAGUCAGCCUUUCGCCCAGGGCUUCUUGACCUUCCAGAAGAGAACUUUGAGGCUGCUUAUCAGUCCAUUACAUUACCUGAAGAAUUUCAUGAUUUUGAAACACCACUACCAGAUGUAAAUGCCAUCGAUGUUGCUGAACAUUUCACCUUGAAUCAGAGCAGAGCUGAAGACAUCACACUUACAGAGGAUUACGAAAGCAACAUACCUCUCUGUGUCAGAAACUUUGAGGAAGAAGCAGAUGCACUGAGAAGGCAAAGCUUCUUUGAGGGCAGCUUCCUGACGAGCAGCAACAGUCUGGUGACUGAUCACAACUCGGCCAGUGCCAGUGGAGAUAAGUCUGUGCUGCACGAAGAUGUGUUCUGCUUCCAGCAUGACCGUUUUGGAGAUGAGGAGGAUGCUGCAGAUAUGAUUGAAAUCCUGUUGAGGGAUGAGCAAAAUGGCCUAGAUAGAGAUAUUCUGGAUAUAGAAGAAGCGCGUCCUUUGUCACCAGAUCUGCCAGAGAACAGCACAAACAUUGAGUCCAACUGUGCAGACACCACCAUGAAGGAUGUAAGUCACACAAUGAACGAGACAUUCCUUUUGUUCAAAGAAGAAGGAUUUGUGCUUGAGCCAGUCGAUGACACAGCUGUGACCUCGAGGAAAAAAAACAAAAGAAAGAGGAAGUUGCUGGUGGAUGUACAUAAGGAGCUCAGCUGCAGUGCCAUUUACAACCAGCUCACCAACUGCACAGACAUCCUGGCCACGCUGGACCUCGCUCCCCCAACCAAGAAAACGAUGAUGUGGAAGGAGUGGGGAGGUGUGGAUAAACUCCUGUCCCACUCCACACAGCCUGUGGUUCACGCUGACCUGCAAAAGUUGUUUGAAAAAUGCUUCAAGAGUGUCAGAUUUAAGAUGAGAGGAGGUAGAGUACAGAGGGUCUCUGAAAUAGAAGAAAUGCGAAAAGACCAAGAUACCACAGGGAUGCUGCCAGUAGAAGAGCCAAGUUACCUGCAGGAGUCAGCUCAUUCUGAGACUGAGAGAAAUAUUAGAAAUGACUCCUUUAUGGUUAUUCCACCACAGAAUGCCAGAAAUGAAACCAAUGGGAACUGUGAUGAAACUAUACUGGAUGGAGCAGCUUUCUCCGAGAGCUCAAAAACUUCCUUGGGCCAGGAAGCUGAAGAACAGCAGGUGGAGGUGCCAAAGGAGCAAAAAAGGAUCAAGAAAGACAGUGAAGAAAUAAAAUGGAGCAAAAGAACUCUUCAGUUACACAAAACUUUACAGCAACUGAGGACAUCAGGCUCGUGCUCCUUCAGUUUUCGGGAGCUCUGUCGGAACAACAACCGGAAAGAAGCUGCAGCCAAGUUUUACAUCUUCCUGGUCCUGAAGAAGCAGCUGGUCCUGGAGCUGCGGCAGCGCGAGCCCUUCGCCGACCUCACGGCCACGGCCGGGCCCAUGUUUGACAGAAUCGUCAGCUCAUCAAGGCACACCUGAAGUUACACCUUCUCAGCAAACAGUUUUCCUGGGAAAGGGGUUGAGUGCCUUGUCCAACCAUGGGAGCUGAGCAGAGCUCCCUGUCAUUUACACCAGGCAGCAGUGGCCCGUGUGGGUGUUCACUGCUGCCCCAGGUGUUCACUGCUGGGCUUAUCUUUAAUAUUCAUGGUUAUACGAUGGUUAUAUGAUAGGUUAAUAAGAUACCACUAACAUAUAUUCUACAUAGGAGAUUUACAUUGUUGGGGAUUUUAUGGAAGUCCUUAAAGGAAUUUUAUAAAAGUCCUUGAAGGGAUUUUAUAAAGUCCUUCAAAACGUUUCUCAUAGACCACUUUUGGAGAUUAAAUUGUUUUUAUGGAGGCUUGUGUCUGUUAAUCCUCUCACACCAUCAGUAAGAGACAUCUGUUAACUUUCCUUAGCAAAAAAUUUAGUCUAUUUAAAAUUAUUCCUUUCAAAGAACGUUCAGUAUUUGAUAUUUUAAGAUCUAGCAAGGUCCUGUCUCCAGUGUUGCUUUUGUGUGUCCAGAGAGACAGAGGUUACACUGGCCCUGGAAGUGUCCAUAAGUUUCAGGAAGAAAUUCUAUUACCCAGAAGUCCUGCAAUUUCAGAUUUCAGAGAUAGUUUACUUACUAGCACCUUUAUUCAUGUGUAGAUGUACUUAAAAAUUGAUGUUAACUGAAAUAUUACUAGUUCCUUGUAUUUUUGUCUAAUUUAAGAUAAAUUUUACCCCUUUUACUGUCAUUUUCUGAAGCUCUUGGUUUCCAGGUGGCCCCAACAGACACCAGAGGAGUGGUUGUGCCCCCACUCAGGUGCUCUGGUGCUGUGGGGACACUACUCUCCCUUCAUGUGGAAUCAAUAAAAAUUAGAUGUUUCCUUCA
Messenger RNA from Pipra filicauda (Wire-tailed manakin), 5932 nucleotides. It is a transcript of the gene RAD21L1, whose product is annotated as RAD21 cohesin complex component like 1. The record is from RefSeq and is a predicted model, not a curated record. The transcript has 13 exons. Gene Ontology annotation, biological process: synaptonemal complex assembly; replication-born double-strand break repair via sister chromatid exchange; mitotic sister chromatid cohesion. Gene Ontology annotation, molecular function: chromatin binding; protein binding. NCBI's taxonomy places the organism in Eukaryota, Metazoa, Chordata, Aves, Passeriformes, Pipridae. Gene Ontology annotation, cellular component: cohesin complex; synaptonemal complex. Bases 3334 to 5058 code for a protein of 574 amino acids.